UCGAGCCCAGGAGAAAACCGUGCAGCGCACCGGAGUGACCGACCGCUUCAGGACAACGGCUGUGUUUGGCACCGUGGGACAUCUCUGUUCGAUGCUACAUUGAGCAGUAAUUAAGCAGCAGAUUAUCAGCGGUGUCUGUCAGUGCUGUUAUACAGACACGUUCAUCAGUUCAGAGCUCACUGACUAGUGACAAACUACAAUAAGGAGUGGAUGGAUGUUGCUGUUCUGGAGGAGCCUGCAUCGAGAUUUUACUGACCGCAGUGAGGCAACCGUUGCGUGAGCCAGAACUGGGAAAGAGGACAUUGGGUACGAGGCACCGGGAGACAGGCAGCAGAUAUGAUGACGGAUAUCUCCGGUCCGGAGUUUGAGAUCGACGUGGAGAGUCUGGAGACCGAGAGCGACGACCAGGACCAGCCGCACUACAGCUCCUCUCUGCCCGGCGCAGCGUACGACGAGCCGGGGGCCAAGGAAGAUGACAAGCCACCGGGGACCACCAGCCCCGGGUCCGGCGAACCGAGGAAGCUGAGCCGGACGCCGAAGUGUGCCCGCUGCAGGAACCACGGCGUGGUGUCGUGUCUGAAGGGGCAUAAACGGUUCUGCCGCUGGAGGGACUGCCAGUGUGCCAACUGUCUGCUGGUGGUGGAGAGACAGCGGGUCAUGGCGGCUCAGGUGGCACUACGGAGACAACAAGCUACAGAGGAUAAAAAGGGAAUUUGUGGGAAGCAGAUUCCAGCGGAGAGAAGAGCUAUCUACCAGAGAAACAUCAGACCAUCAACCAUGCUGGCUAAGAGCAUUCUGGAAGGGUACCGUCCGGUGCAGGGUGACCCGUACCUGGGGGCCAGCCCCCCUCUCCCGCCCCCCCUCAGCGACAGGAUGAGGAAGAGGAGAGCGUUUGCUGACAAAGAGCUGGAGAGUGUCAUGCUGGAGAGAGAGUACAAGGAGAGAGAGAUGCUAGAACCCCCUCAGGCUGCCACAGCCUCUCUGCUCUUCCCCAACAGUCUGGUCCGCCAUGCUGCAGAGUACAAGUCCUACAAGACAGCCCCGGAGGAGCCUCACCACUUCCUGUCGCCCAGCUGUGUGGACCUCUCCCUGCAGUACGCCGCCGGCCCCGGCAACAUGGAGCUCAUCUCUUCCAAUGUCUCCGUGGCGACCACCUACCGCCAGUACCCUCUGACCUCUCCGCGGGGGUUCAUGGUGUGGCCGCGUGGCCCCUCCCUCCUGUACCAGCAGUGCCUGCUCAAUGCCACGGCCGUCCAGAACAUGAAGCCAGGUGCAGCCUGGGAGCCCAGGAUGAUGGGCGCCGCUGCAGAGAGCCUGCCGCCCGACCAUGACGCCAUGGCAACCACCACCACCACCUCGCCCGCCAAGCUGAAGGGUUCGAGGUUCGCAGCGGGCCUCCUCGAGGGUUCUGACCCCCAGCUGCAGGACGGCCCUGCACAGUCCCAGGCCCUUCUCACCCAGGGGGGGCACCACAAACGAUCAGCCUUCUCCCCCCCAAAGAGAAGCUUUGGACAGGCCUUCCCCCCUAGUACACCUCACCCCCAGCCUCACCCUAACCCCCCCAGCUAUGAACAUGUCCUGAACAAGCUGAGCAAGGGCAAUGCCAUGAAGCUCAACUCCUUCCACUCACUCAUCCAGCAGACACUGAGUGAGAAGGCUAGGGCUGAGGUAGGAGCUGGGGCUGGGGAGAGAGCUGGGACCGGGGCCGGGGUCGAGCUCCGGGGCCCCUACUGUAAAGAACUGCUGGAGGAAGCAGCCAGAAAGUACCGUGAAGGACCUUCUAAGGACUUCUACAGUUUAAAAGGCUCUGAUAGAUACAGCAAGGAGUUCCUGUCUAAGUCAGCCGGGACCAAGGUCGUGUCCAGCGAGUCUCUGUCCUUCUCUGUCGAGGCCAUUCUGAAGAGACCGUCACCUGCUAUGAACAGAGCUUCACAGUAACAACAGUCAUGUCUAUCUGAUGAACAGGGAUUAAUAACCUACCUGGGAAUUUGUAAUACCCUGGCCCAUUUUUCUGCUUUGAGGUCUCCAUUAUCGGCUAAAUAAUGACCAUUUUGCACAAACCUCGAAUUUAGACCCACUGGUCUACAGAUGGACCAACCAUUAGCCCUAUGGACAGUCUGUUUCUCUCACACACACUGUGCUUGCUGUAGUAAUGCCUCUCAGUACAGAAACAUUUAAACCAGUAAUGUAAAUGUUUAUAUGGAUAUUAUAUUUUAUAUGAGCAUAAAUGUAACUCUCUUUAUGGUGUAGAGUAUUUAAAUGUAUCACUUUAAAAUGUUGCCAUGUAAUGUGUCAAUAAACUUCAUAAAGAGUCAAGAGUGGUAUCAG
Messenger RNA from Coregonus clupeaformis (lake whitefish), 2328 nucleotides. RefSeq names its product doublesex- and mab-3-related transcription factor 2-like. Gene Ontology annotation, cellular component: nucleus. Gene Ontology annotation, molecular function: DNA-binding transcription factor activity, RNA polymerase II-specific; RNA polymerase II cis-regulatory region sequence-specific DNA binding. Gene Ontology annotation, biological process: sex differentiation; regulation of transcription by RNA polymerase II. The record is from RefSeq and is a predicted model, not a curated record. Bases 337 to 1938 code for a protein of 533 amino acids. The transcript has 4 exons. Lineage: Eukaryota; Metazoa; Chordata; Actinopteri; Salmoniformes; Salmonidae.